GUUUCUGAGGGAAUAAUGGAGUGUGUGCUCCUGCAGCUGGUGUGUGAGUGCUGUGAGGAGGCAGACCCCUACCCGGCGCUGGAGAAGCUGCUGAGCCUAGUGAGGGAGGAGCAGCUGAGCGAGGCGGCGCUCCUCACCCUGCUCCUCACCCUGCAGCAACAAGCCCCCUCCUCCUUCCCCUCCCCCCUGCUCCCCCUGCUGGAGGAGGCUCAGAGCAGGCUCACUGCAGGCGGACAACUGUUUGACUCAGGAAAGCAGAACGGCAGCGGAAGUGAAGAAAAGCGGGAGGACGAGGACAAAAAAGAAGAGUCAGAAGAGGAUGAGAAGGUCAUUGAUGCUCCAACAGACUCCUCUUCCCCCUCCAAGCCCUACUCCUGCCGCUGGUGUAAGAGGGGCUUUGCCUUCAAGUGUCGGAUGCUGGCCCAUGUGAAGCGUUGCCCCUCCUCUCAGGAGGGGGAGCAGCAGUGCCCGCAGUGCCCCAAGAAGCUGGCCAACCAGAGGGUCCUGCAGCAGCACCGCGCCGAGGCCCACCACAGCACCACCCGCCUCAAGAAGAAGGUGUCAUGUGACCUCUGCGGGAGAAACUUCGCCCACCCUUCAGGCAUGCUUUACCACAAGCGCACCGAGCACUUUGAAGAGAAACCGUUUGCUUGUGAGGACUGCGGCGCAAAGUUUGGCGCCAACUCUUCUCUGAAGAAUCACAUGAGGCUGCACACAGGAGAGAAACCAUACUGCUGCAAACACUGCCACAUGAGCUUCAGUGUGGCUGCUGCACUCGCAUACCACACCAAGAAGAAACACUCUGAGGGUAACACACACACACACACAGUCAAAAAGAAAACAAUAAUAUUUUAUCUGACCAGUUUUUAGUUCUUUAUUGCCAUUAAAAACUUGUAUUUCUUUUUCC
Notothenia coriiceps (black rockcod) is the source of this 907-nucleotide messenger RNA. Its product is annotated as zinc finger and BTB domain-containing protein 40-like. Bases 16 to 870 code for a protein of 284 amino acids. The transcript is spliced from 3 exons. Lineage: Eukaryota; Metazoa; Chordata; Actinopteri; Perciformes; Nototheniidae. Gene Ontology annotation, biological process: regulation of transcription by RNA polymerase II. Gene Ontology annotation, molecular function: DNA-binding transcription factor activity, RNA polymerase II-specific. Gene Ontology annotation, cellular component: nucleus. The record is from RefSeq and is a predicted model, not a curated record.